Molecule: messenger RNA, 11173 nt
Organism: Lineus longissimus
Lineage: Eukaryota; Metazoa; Nemertea; Pilidiophora; Heteronemertea; Lineidae
Product: neural cell adhesion molecule 2-like
Exons: 16
Coding region: 26-2494 (822 amino acids)
Biological process (GO): homophilic cell-cell adhesion; synapse organization
Cellular component (GO): neuronal cell body; plasma membrane; axon
Molecular function (GO): protein binding; axon guidance receptor activity
Source: RefSeq, a predicted model, not a curated record
CGAAGACUGCACUAGUCGGAAACGCAUGUGGAUUUUUCCCGAAUUUCUUUCUAAUGUGGAGGGAAUCUUAGGAAAAACUAUAAUGCAACGAAUGCAAAUUCUGGUGGCCGUUUUCGGCGUGGCUUUAAUGUUCCUAUCAGCCAAAGCAAUGGACUUAGAUAUCAAACCGGCCGGAGCAACUUUAGCAAAAUCAAAAGGCGCAUCCUUUAUGUUGACUUGUGUAGCUACAGGAAUACCUAGUGAUUCAAAUUUUAAGCCUCAGUUAGAGUGGUACGGGCCGAAUAAUGCUGGGCGACCGUUGACAGAUGCUGAUUUAGCUGCUUAUAAUGGAUUAUUAGAUAGGGAUACUUAUGAAAACAAAUUGAAAAUACGAUUUGAAGGAAUAAAGGGCGAUGCACAGGGGAAGUACGUGUGUCGAGCUAAGACGGAGACAGGAGAAUCUCGUCAGGCCGCGAUUCAGCUACAGCUAUUUAAGAAGAUCACAUUUGACGAUGCGCCAGAAGAGCAGUUCCCAGUCCAGGGCGAAAACGCUUUGAUCAAGUGUGUUGUCAGUGGAUCACCGGAACCUAGCAUUACCUGGAAGGUCAAUGGCAAACGUAUCGACUUCAACUCGCCAACGAACACCAAGUAUGGUGAGGACGAGCAAAAGCGUGGCAUAAUCGUGAAAACGAUCGCUCAGGAAGACGAGGGGGCGUACGAAUGUCAUGCGGAGGUCGAAUCCGACGGUCAGAUGCAAGUCAGAAAGAUAAAAGUCACGGUGAACAUCAAGCCGAAGUUUGCCGAUGGAUACAAGCCAGAAGUUAUUGACACGCCCAUUGUCGGCAAGACAAUUAAGCUCAGGUGUUUCGCAGAGACGGGUAAACCGGAACCAACAUAUCAUUUCUAUAAGAAAAGUGCACCAAAUGAUGAACUGACGACCAAGAAGGAUAGUCGGUACACACUUGCGCAAAAGGCGGGACCAAACUCGAAAUCGGGUGAACUCACGAUCACGGAUGUGAAAGCUGAAGACGAUGGGGAUUACAUAUGUCGGACGAAGAGUCAGGCGGGUCCUACGGAUGUGGAGUUCAACGUGGACGUGAUCGAGCCACCUCAGUUGAUCAAGUUUGAGGACCAAGUCUUCAAGAGUAAGGAGCAAGGCUUCUUAAGAUGUGAAGUCAACGGCGAUCCAAAACCAGAGCUUUCGUUCAAGAAGGCUGGUAGCAGCUCCUCCUAUGUACUCGGAAAACAACCGGAUGAUUCUCGGAUCAGCAUCAAACACUCGACGACUGAAAGCGGAUACGCAGUCAUUGAGCUCCAGAUUGCUGGUCUGACCGCUGAGGAUACCAACAACUACACAUGCUCGGCCAAGAAUAGCGGCGGCUCACAGGAAUGGGAGGGUAGCAUUACUGUCCAAUAUAAACCUGACUUGAGCCAGACUGAGAACACAUCAUUCCACUGGAUCGGUAACACCAAGAAUGUGACAUGUCUGAGCGAUGGUGAGCCAGCGCCAUCAUUCCAGUGGCAGCAUGAUGGCAGUGACAUCAACGACGACUCGACGUACAAGAUCUUCAAUGAGAAGAAGAAAAGCAACCUUCAGAUUAAAAUUCCAAAAGGUGAAACGAGUGCCAACAUUGCCUGGAUCUUUGGUAAAUACACCUGUAUCGCCACAAAUGACAUCGGCGAUGACACGCAUGACAUCAUGGUCAAAGAAGCAGUCACCCCGAAGAAGCCUGACCGAGUCACAAUCAUCCGCCACACGCCGACCACGAUAACAUUCAAAGCAGAGGGACCAAACGAACCGGGACAGAUAGAUUUGAUCGGCUAUUUUGUCGAGUUGAAGAAAGAUGAUGGCACAGCGGGCGACUACACAGCUAAAUAUGACUACGCUAUCAACAAAACGAUCAAGGUUUUCAACCUGGAGUCAAACACCAAGUAUCAGUUCAGGAUAACGUCGUACAACGCCGUGGGAUCCAGCGCCGAGGGCAUCAAGAUCAACCACACAACAGACAACAUGCGCGCCCCCUAUCCAGUUGUAAUCAUUUCAAGGAACAUUAGCGAACAACCUAAUGUAUAUAAAAUAAAAUGGGAAAAACCAGACAACGGUGGCCAGCCGAUCCAGCUAUACAAGAUAAGUUACAGAGUGGUCGAAGUGGAUCCAAAUGACGAAUCUAAAAUAAUCAGUGGCGAAGGGUGGAUGGAGAUCAAAGCAAAAAUUAAUCCGAACAAAAAAAGUUACAAUCUAAGACAUCUGCGGGCGAAUAAUUACUAUGAGGUGAAAAUAACGGCAAAAAAUGACCUGGGAGUGUCGGAACCAAAGGCCUAUCUAUUCAAGACCGUUCAAGCUGCAUAUAUGCCUCUCCCAAAUAAGGCAACACCGCCCCCUAUACUUGAAACAAAACCAACAACUCCGAACACUGACGGUGGAACUUGGCCAAUUAAAUCGAGUGGUAUAAAAUCGUUGGCAUCCCCCGCCCUCGUCGCAAUUAUGCUAAUUAUCUCGAAACUACAGCUCUAAUUGGACACUCUCGGAGACUGGGGAAAUUCUUGGAAAAUACUCACGAUCGAAGAUGGUGGUGCUUGAAAAACGAACAAUUGACUCUGAAUUAUCAGCAAAGAACAUUUCAAAGAUUUUCGAAAUGUUGAAAACUUUUGAAAGUGUAAAUGUUCAAUUUGUUAAAUAUAAUUUAUGUAAAUGGGUAGUCAUCUUUGACCUCUAAUUAAGUCAGUUUGUGAGGAACUUUAUUUUUUAACCAAACAGGUGCCCAGUAGCAUUUAAUGCGAUACUGGUGCCUGUUAGUUGCUGGCCUGACGUCAAUCUAUCAACAUCUUAUCCAAGAUAUUCACCAGUCGAAAAAAUUGCAUAAAAGAUUGCAAUUUUGAUUGGUGAAUCUCUAUCACCAUGGUUACAAUAAGCAGUUCCCAUGACAACCAAUGUAGGUUCCCAUAGCAACUAUUAAAGGUUACCAUGGCAACCAAUAAGAUAAAACCAUGUCAAUCCUCCGUCACCCAUAACCAGCUUGUCUGUUGUCCAGCUCCUUUAUGUCUGUUGUGUUUGUUUAUUUUUUGCACUUUUUCAUUAAUUUUCUAUUAAUUUUCUAUUAAUUUACACUGUUUUACAUGUUUUUAUUUGCCAUCAUAACAACCUUUAAUCUUUUGGGGUAGCAUGCACCCCCUGUGGAAAUAAUUUGUAUAUUAAUUCUAAAAUUCCGUCACUUUUUGAAGAUUUUUUAGGUCUAAUUAACAUCAAUAAAGACACUAGUAAACUAAAAUUUAAAAAAGGUAAUUUUUUUGGUGUCACGAUGAGUAGAAGACGAAGGUGAACAGUUCCACUAGCAAGGGUAUUCAUUUUAAGAACAGAAUUGAAAUGAAGUAGGGUAUUUGGUGCAACAUAUUAAAACCACAGUUAGAACAACACACCAAUAUGUUUACCAGAUUUUGUAGAUCAAUUUGCCAGUAUUUGUUAUGAAUGAUACUGCUGAUAUCAGAAGUAAAUCACAUACCUUUAUUUUUGCACACAAAGGUGGAAAAACAAAGUUGUAACAUGGAAUGGAAUUUUUACUCCAGGACUGAGAUUUUGGCAUGCUAGUUUUCCAUACACCACAGUAAGGAAAGACUUUCUAAGAAUAGAAAUGUUCACUUCAAAAAUAUUCAGUUGAUGAUAGGAUCAAACAACAUGCCCAGCAAAUUCAUCCAAAUUCAUAUUGUGUAAUUUCAAUUGUUCCCUUAAGUUUAUAGUCAACUUUCAUUCCAUAAAUGUGGUUGUUAGAUAUGCCUCCAGUAGGUGUCUCCACUACUUUUGUGAUGUUUUUAUCGAACAGGGAAUAAAGUUGGUUAUGGGUGAUCCAUUAAAUAGGUCACAAAAGCUGACGAUAGGACAUAUUCUGUCCCAAGCCACACCCCAUCCCCCCAACCACAGCUGCAGUCAGAGUGUGCACCCCCUUAACCAGCCCCACCCCGCCCAGCCUCACCCAAAUAUAUCAGCAAUUAGCUAUCUUGACUUUUACAGGCCAAUGUGACUACCUAGAUAUUUCACUGUGUUACCUUUUGAUAAUUUGUGAAUCAAACCUGUAAGAAUACUCCGCCAGUUGAUAUGGAAAAUUUUAAUAGGCCACAGAACUAGCGACAGGGCUUCUCUUAAAUAGCGUUCUUUGGUACCUGCAGCAUCUGUGGUGGGGUGUUUUGUGGAAAUCACGGAAGUUAUCCGAUGCCAUUAGCGUGUUGUAUAACUAGCCCCGCACCUGAAAGAGUUGGUGCCAGAGUGUUAUCUUACCAUGUGACGUCACAACUAGCGCUUGUGGUGCUGAGCUGUUGUAACCAAGACAGUGAAUUCGUCCUGUAUGUUCUCGUUUUUUGCAAAAAGAUGGCAGACUGUGCAGACCGACCAGAUUUUCUAUGAGAGAAAGUUGGUUCUUCUUUGUUUGAAGUUAGCUAUUCGCUGAAAUAUGCUGAAAUGGAAGAAAUGGAACAUGCAAGUGACAAGUGUGGAUGAACUGGUUUGAGUACAAUCAGUUAUCGGACACGUUAUGUAAGGUAGUGUUAUAUAAUUUUGUGUGAGCCAUUGAGGGCUGGCUCUAUUAGGCAGAAUUGAAAAUAGUGCCAGGGUCAGUUGUUUUUGGUUUUAAGUUUCGAAAGCAUUCUGUUCAAAUAAUCAUAUAUAUGUGUUCGUUUUAUACAAUUUUAUUGUACGAUUUUGUUUCGUUUGUGUUUUCCGAUAUUGGCGCUUAGGAUAAGAGCCCACCUCAUCAAUUGCCAAAUGCCUCUUGUGACCAUGACCGUGACCAUGACCUUUAGUCAGAUGACUAAAUAAUCAUUAAUAUGAAUAAUUUCUGAAAAAGGCAUCCAUUUGCUUAAAAAACAUAAAAGUAUUGUAGAUUUUAAACUUUGCACCAAGUGGAUUCUUCUCGGACAUUUAUCAUUGAUUUGAUGUCAUCUUUAGCAUUUAGCAAAACAAGCAAUUUCACCAAACUGCAUUUAUUAUCUCAUUAAAGACUGCCAAAGUGGUCUUACUACCCUUAACUUAUGAAAUGGCUGUUCCCUGUAAGUGAUUUAGUUGAGUCCAUUCCAGUUUAGAGAGUAGAUUUAAAUGUUUUUUUUAUGAGAUGAGAAGGUUUGGCCAUGAACUAAAUGCUGUGUUGAGUAAGUCUGAUGUUAGGAGGGCGGCAGAUCAAGAAAGAAUUUGGAGUUUCAUUUCUAUAAAUGCAGAUAGGUACCCUCUUGCUAUGUGAGGGGACAAAAAGUGCCACCAAAAAGUUAAAAAGGUGUCAAAACCUAUAUUGACAUGACUAUUCAUUGGAAUGGUCUCGAUGAAUACUUUCUGGUGGUUCAGUUGCUGCCGUGAUUGAUUUUUGGACAAAAUGUACCUUUCUUAAAAUUUGUAGCCCUGCUAGAUUAGGACAAGGGAUGCAGUUUAUACCUCAGGAUUCAUGGUUCUUGCCGGUGGUCAUGUUUAUUUUCAAGUUAAACCAUUACUAUGGUUACGGUUACCAUGACAAUGACUACCCAUUGCCAAGGUUGGUUACAAACCUGGCACCAGUUGGAUUGAGAUUGAUGAUUGGGAGAUCUGUGUAGAGGGUUCUUUAUGAACCAGUUUGAAACUUUUAGAAUAAUCUGUUGCAAAAGGCUCAUGGGAGGUUUAUGCAAAUGAGAUUAAUGACCUCGUCAUCUUAUAAACCUCAUCUCCAGGUGUAUUUUAUUAUUGUAAUGGCUUCAGUCAUUGGUCUUUGGGAACAAGUUCAGGGAGUCCCCACAUGUUUGGAAAUCAUGGAAGUCUUGUCACCAAGAUGAAAUGUUCCUGGGGAGAGGUAGCAAUUGUGAUCUUAAGAGGGUUAGCCAUCCAGAACAUCAUUCUUUAUCAGAUGUCGGUAUAUCUUGUUUAUGGUGUAUAAUACUUGGUUAACAUAGAGUUGGUGUUGUCACUUGAAACGUUCACUUUAAGAAUGAACAAGUCAGUUACAAAGAGCGGAUGAUAUUGGAUUCACAAAGUCAAUUUUCACCCUGAUGGUGUUCCAUGUCAUGUUUUUAAACCCGUGUCAGUUUAUAAAUAUACACGUGACUUGUGCCGAGUGACAAGUGACAGCAUGAACUCUAGUUAACAUAGCCUAAGGUGCCAACAUCGAUUCAUGUUGUAACGGGAUCGAAACGAUCAGGUUUUAUUGGGACACCCUGUGUAGCCGGUGUACAUUAGACUAAUAAAAGUGUCAUUUCUGUCUAAACUUAAGAUUCAUUUGCGGGAUUACAGAAGCAAAAACUGUCGUUGAUACUUUUUCUGUGGAUACUGUGGAGCAUUUUGAUGCCCUGUUGUCUCUUAAUGUAUGAUAAUAAUAUAUUCGAAUAUUCGGCAAUUUAACGCAUAGCUGAGUGUUAAUAUCUUUUCUGUCUUGAAUUGCCCACGGGUAUAGAGCGUGGCUGAGCUUAUUUUAGCACAGGGAACUUCAGAUGUAGAGGAACAUAGGAGAAGUAGUUGUAAUUUAGGCCUCCAAUGUGGAAACAAGGAAAACUUCAUAAUGUAGGAGGAAACCAGAGUGUUGGAAUCAUUGUAAUUGCAUUUGCUUUAGGCUUUUGUGCUUAUAGCAGUUUGAGUGUGUGUCAAUUAUUGCCGGAGUGUUUAAACAAUGCAAAACUGAACAAAUUAGUGCAUCGUCGAAGAUUAAAGUUAUUUCAUCACCACCUCCGUCAAAAUCACGUAAUGCUCCAAGUGUUGACAAUGAUGACGGUGAUGACAUCAAGAAUACCAUGAUCUUUAAUCAUCCUCAUAAGUAUGAUAUUGUUCAGCUUGACAAUCUUUUUAGAAAUUAAAGGAUACUAUUUGGCCAGUAGUCUUUCUAAAUAGAUUAUGACAUUGGCCCUCUACUAUUCCUUGUGGAACAUCCAUUUGCAGUGAGAUUACAAAAUAAAGGCAGCCAAUUAUGGUUACUAUUUCCUCUACAACUGAUGGUUCUCUGUGAUUAACUGUCCAAAGCUUGAUCAAGCCGUGUUAAAUGUGGAUACAAAUCUCGUGUGCAUAGCUAUAUUGUACUUAAAUCUCACUAAAAGCUGUUGUCAACAAUUAGUCUUCAGUGCCUUGGAAAACAAAGCUAUUUUAUUGGCUAACAUCAUAAACAAAAUAUAAAAAUUUAUCCCUCGCGCAUUCAAAGUGGCCAUGUGGUCAAUGCGCGGACCCUGAAAGUGUUUCGUAAAGAGCCAUAUUUUCAGAAGCUGCUAAAAGGGAUGGACAUUCUCUGCUUUCCUGAGAUGGACCAUCGUUCUACGCUAUCCUUAAUUUGGCCAGCAUUCUCUGCAAUCCUGAGGUGGGCCGGCAACUUGUGGAGUGGAAUCGCUUAAUCGCUUUUGAGUAAGCCAUGCAAUUUCAAAACGUUUUUGGUAAAAGCUUGGUUGGAAUGGCCACUUUGUCCCAAAAGGUGUUAGCUAUGACUCAGAUUUGUGAAAGAUUGUUUGAGUCGCGCUCACAUUUUAAACAUUUCAGGGUAUCAAAGGUAAAGGUGAGUUAAAGAAAAUUCUACAAUGCCACUAAUCUGUUAGAGGUCUCUACUGAAGGAAUGUAUAUAUUUAAAAUCCUUGGACACAUGGUUAAGUAGACAAAAAGAAUAAUCAAAUUAAACGAAAUUUGAAAAAUUAAAAUUUUUUUGUCUGAUAAAAACUUUUUAACGUUUGGAUGAAUUUGAUUUUUGAGACUUUAAGAUAGCUUCCUCGUGCAAGGCACUCUACACUAAAAAUUACCUCUAUACUAUAAAUAGCAUACACAUCAAAAUAAUCUUGCUUGCUACUAUUUGUUACUUGUACAGAUGUUGAACAUUUAAAUAUGCCGCUGAAUUUGUUAUGCCCUUCGAUGUCGUGACCAGGCACCUUAAAGUGGCUCUGGCCUGGUGUGAGCUUAUCUGUAUAGUCGAUUGAAGCUGCUGUGUAGGGCAGAUGUCUGACUAUGGAUCUGAACCUUCCAAUAGGGAGAGGAGGCAUCGGUUAACACUUUGAAGGCUGGACCAAAACAAGGCAAAGAAAAAAAGGAAGGCUCAAACUUGUUGGUGGUUAAAAGAACGGCUCUAACUUCUUAGCAGUUGACCUUUAGUUUAUCUUCAUUUCUCAGAUUAAAAUGUUUGCAAUUUCAUUAGUUACCGAUGAAACGUGGGCUAACUAGGAUAAUUAUUCACAUAAUUAUUGUAAAUAAUGAUUACCAUAAGUGUUAUUCAAAAAUUUUAAAACAUUUAAGACAUGACAUCAACAGUUUGUCCAUUAUACUGGUCAUUAAGCACAGUGACAUAAUGAUAAUCCUCUGCAGAAACAAGUGGAAAAACUUUUUUUAAACUUUUUUUCUUCUUUCACAGCAGUUUCACGCCCUCCCCAAAGCCCCUCUUUUAAAAACAAAUCUGAAACCCCAAACCAUAAAAUAAGCAGUCAACCGAAAGCUGAGAGCCUAAUGAAGAUAUACAGUUGAUCAUAUCAUUCCUAGAUGGCAACAAUUAAAAAAUAACAAUAAAGAUUCUUAGUUAAGAUCGACUUACAGGUGAUUCAAGAUUUGUUUUGCAAGCAAUUACUAGGUAAAAAUUACGCCAGGCCAGUGUUCCCUUCAAUUGAUAUUAUUGUUAUAUCUUUAUUUUUAAAAUAUUUUUCAUUGAACAUUCAGGGGCAAGUGUUAGGUCCUUACAUCAUUAAUAAUCAAUCAGACUCAUAUAUAAAUAACUUGUAAAAUAUGAUAAAUCAAACUAACCCAUUUUUAUCUUGGACUGCGGAGAUCUUGAUUGUGAGAAAUUUAACAUAACUGGCGGGGCAGCUGUAGGGGUCAUCUCAAAAUUGCUGAAUGCCAUAAAAAAACAUUUGUGCGUCCCUCGUAACCCAUCUUAAUGAGGAGAAAAAAAGAUAAAAGGCAUCAACACUUCAUCUCAAUGAUGCCAGAAGUUUGAAAAGGAUGACAUUUUGGCAGGCAAGUGAUUUUAUGGUGAUCCCUAGAUUCAAUGAUUCUUCAAAUGAUCACCAUUAUUUGGUCCAUUUGUCCUUUUUGCCUGUGAAAGAAAUUAAGAUUUCCGUCAGUUCUUGUUGGGUUAAAUUUAUAUUGCACCCAGUGGUGUUGUAACAUCGUAAAUUUUAUAUUGCCAUCUGUUUCUUCAAUCAUAAUUCAUAUCUGUAUAGUUGCAAAUUUGAAAGCUUAAUGACAUGUAAAGCUAUGAUAUUAUGGUGAUAACUUAUUGGUAGAAGGACAGGGUCAACAACAUAAACAAAUUACCAUUCAUGAAAAAAAACCCCAGAAUUGUCUCAAUAAGAAAAAAAAAAUUCUAUUCAAUGCAGUUUUCGUGCAUUCCUUCCAAUUUUGACAAUAUUUUUUAUCUCAUCCUUGAGAUGAGGAUAAAAUGUUAAAAGAAGAUUUUGUGCUUCCCUCACUGUUGUUGGUGGAAAUGCUAUUGUGUCAUUAAAACUUUUUUCUUCGCAAAUUUCCAAUGUCAUGGAAAUACGAGAAUUAUCUAAUUCGAUAUAUAUCCAGAUAUGUGCUUGGAAACUGCAUUCAAAAUUUGUCUCCGGUGUUUUUUUUGUGUCAGAUUGUUUUUACAAGCAGUUGAUGUGCUAUCGCAGAGUGAUGUAAGACAUUCUUACACUAAGAUAUUGAAGCAGCACCAUUUCGAUUAAAAAAAAAAAUCAAACGUGUACUAAAAAUGACCACUUUGUGGUAUGGUGCAACCACAUUCUUGAGAAAGUUGCUUCAGUGAAGUUGCAUUAAGAUGAGACGACAAGCAAAUAAAAAACAUAGGUGGACCAGUUAGUGCUGUCAUCUAUCCAUAUGUAUCUGAGCUAGUCAAUUUGUCGACCGAAUAAGUUGUUUAAGUAAGUUGAUGGUUAAAGGUUAACAUCCAAAACAACAAUAUCUUCGUUAGAUCUUCACAUCUUAUCAUUGCAUUCAUGAUAAUUGAUUCAGGAUUAAAUGAUGGUCAUAUUCAAUGUUAAUGUAUGCGAUUAUGGUAAUGACUCAAUGUUGAUUCCCUCAGUGUAUAGAAAUAUUAAUAUCAUGUGGGAAUUUGAAUUUUUCAAAUUACUGUUUGAUGGAGUGGGCAUAUCUACCAAGCCUAUUUUGCAAAGUGGCUAUUUUUUUUAUUUUGGUGCCUAUUUUGUGACCCCUAAUUUCACCAGAGGUUUAAGAUUGAUACUCUAGUCACCAUAUGAACACAAAGUUAAAUAUGAAUAACACAAUGAGAUACAGUAUAUUCUAAAAUAUAAUCGUUUUUCUGGUAGUACUUCUCAUUAUGGCUAGAUUUAACCUGGAUUGGGACAAUUUCCAUACAGAUCAUGAGAAUUGAUCUCUUAAGAUAGAAAUGAGCCUAAUGCAGUACCAGAGGAAACAAUCUGUUGUGCAUCGGCCCUGAAACUGACAACUUACAAUAUAGGCAUAACAUUACAGGCACAGAAAAAAAUAGACAACUUCAAAAAUAGGCCCGGUACCGGGGUAUGGGGUUCAACGUUGCUGAAGCCAUUUGUGUAACUGUUAGGAAAUGUUGCUCUGCCAAAGUUAGAUAAGUAAUCAUCGUGUGAUGUUAUUUUCUUUAUGCACUCUAUACUUGCUGAGGCUAGAUCCGACUUAGUCACAAAUUAUUGAGUUUCCAUUUUGUCAGGGUUCUCCAGCAAUAUUUUGCAUUUUUACUACAAUUGCCUCUGUCAGUUUUGUUGAAAAAUGACAGGAAGAAUCAUUUCAGAAUCAACAAACAAAACAAAAAAAUAGGGGUUUUAUAAACUCAAAUUGUUUGAAACAAGACUUUCAAAAAAUGAAGCAAUCUUGAUUAAUUCAAAUAUUCCUAGUUAGUGUACAACCGUGCGAGUAGUAUGCAGGUUACUUCAGAACAGAUUGACCUACAUUCAAUUUUCUGUGUGAUCUUGACCUGUAUAUGAUGUUAUGUAUGUAUAGGGUCACUUUGGUCAUACUAUAGUGAGUUGACAUUCUCCAGCAAUUCUUUUGCACUUCUGCUACGUUUGCCUCUGUCAGUUUUGUUGAGAAAGACAGGAAGAAUCAAUUCGGACACAACAAACAAUAUAAAAAAAUCGGGGUUUCAUAAACUCAAAUUGUUUGAAACAAGACUUACAAAAAAUGAAGCAAUCUUGAUGAAUUCAAAUAUUCCUAGUUUGUGUACAACCGUGCGAGUAGUAUGCAGGUUACUUCAGAACAGAUUGACCUACAUUUAAUUUGUUCUCUAUCAGUUUUGUUGAGAAAAGACAGGAAGAA